AUGGCUACCACCACAGACCUUUCUUGGUUCCAGGUUCUCUCUCGAGGCCACUCCAAGAAGGUCAUCAAUGCUCAACCACAACGAGCCAAAGAUGACAAAUUCAAACUGGUCCCUGAAGGUCUCUACGAACAUGACGAUUUGAAAGCCGAGGUUCUUACUCGCAAGGCGGCCGUCAUCCUCCAACAGGCCUUGACACCUGGAUCUGUUUUGUUUGCGUUCCCAAACAAAACAUUUGAUCAUCCCAGCAGGCAGGGCAUCACUUAUCAGAACAUUGUAUUCAAGGCUACUGCCGCCAAGGACAACAGUGAAGGGAGACUCACUCAUGCUCAGAUGACAAUUGUCCGCAUGACAGAUAUGGAGACUUUCGUGGAGGAUCUGCAGAAGUCCCUCAAGUUCUAUGGUAAAGUGUACCAGAUCAAGAAAUACACCAUCGACGGUUUCUUUGAGGGUCAUAUCAGCUUUUUGAUCGACACUACUGUCAACUACAGGAAUGCAGAGGGCAAGGAAUAUGACAUUCAACCAUUAAGCAGAAUGAUGUAUCUGUCAGCUUGGGACGUCUAUGUGCCUGCCACCUACCGCGGUGCACCACCCGUGUGCCAUUUCUGCCGCCAGAGUGGCCACAUCCGUGAUGCCUGCCCUGUCCUGGCCAAACGCCAAUGCUUCAAGUGUCGUAAGCUGGGUCACACCGCCAGGUUCUGUCGCGAGGAGGAAACCACGUUUGAGGAUGCCCUCGAGGAGUACGAGUCGAGUAAGAAGGCCAAUGAGGAGAACAAUACUGUCGAAACUCAACGCCGUCCCAAUGAUGGAGAACGCAAGAAGCGCCGUGGAGCCACCCACACCAUCCAUGAUCAUGUAGCGCAACAACUGCAACGCCAAAUCACAGCCAGCCAGUCAACCGCUUCUCAUGGCAGCCAGAUCAGUAAUGCCGAGUCGUCCGCAAUGGAAGUCGAUCCCAAGACCCUGCAACGCACUCCUCAUGGUAGCGAUGCUUCCAAGCAUGCUCCACUAGCUUCGUCUUUGUACAUGCAUGUGGAUUCUCAGGCAAGUGUCGCCAGCGUUUCCUCUCUCAAUGGUUUUCAGUCUGAUGUGCUCCCUCUCCGCCGUCAUUCUAUGAGCUCGACGUCCAUGUCGCAGACUCCAGUGUAUCAUGCCGCCCAUAGGGCUUAA
Mucor velutinosus is the source of this 1167-nucleotide messenger RNA. RefSeq lists its product as uncharacterized. The coding region runs from base 1 to 1167 and encodes 388 amino acids. The record is from RefSeq and is a predicted model, not a curated record. Gene Ontology annotation, molecular function: nucleic acid binding; zinc ion binding. The transcript has 2 exons. Lineage: Eukaryota; Fungi; Mucoromycota; Mucoromycetes; Mucorales; Mucoraceae.